UCUCUCUAGAUCUCUUUCUCUCUCUAAUAAAGCAAUAAAGCUUAUAGGAGAAGAAGGUUGGUUCACAAACCAAAAUUCCAAUAUUUGAUGCUUUAUAAAAAAAACCACUAGUAAAGAAAGCAACUCCCUUUUUAGUUGUGCCAAAACACUUUAUAAUUUUCUCCCCUCUUCUUCCUCAAUGGACACUGCUUCUGCUCAAUGGCCUCAGGACAUAGCAACAUGCCCGAAACAAUCUACGGUGGAGAGAAAAGCACAGAAAGAAAAAGUAAUAAUAAACUGCCCUAGAUGCAAUUCAACCAACACAAAGUUUUGCUACUACAACAAUUACAGCCUGUCACAGCCUAGGUAUUUCUGCAAGACAUGCAGAAGGUACUGGACCGAAGGCGGUUCCCUCCGGAAUAUUCCGGUGGGCGGCGGUUCUCGCAAGAACAAGCGCUCGUCGUCUUCAUCUUCAUCUUCAUCAAACUCCAAGAUCAAAGUAAUCCCUAAUCAAGAUUUAGUCAUCCCACCACAAAACCCUAAUCUCAACAAAAUCCAUGAUAUUCUUGAAAAUAAUAUUAAUAAUCAAGAUCUCAACUUGGGAUUCUCGAUGAAUGAUUUCAAGACGAUAAACGAAAUGAUACGAGUUCCGAGCUUCGACAUUAAGGAGCUGCAGCUCAACCCUUGCUCUUCUUCUUCUUCUUCGUUCCCGUCUUCCGUUGUGACGAGUAAUAAUAGUAUUAUUACGGAUCCGAUUAUUACGAGCACGGUUAACUAUAACUCGCCGUUAGGGUUUUCUAGUUUGAUGAUGCCGGCUGGUCAAUUCAAGUCUUCUGAUCUCAACUUCUCCAUCGAUGGGCUCGGGAGCAACUACGGAAGUUUCCAGGGGGCGGAAGAGCAAAAUGGGAAAGUUCUGUUCCCGUUUGAAGUUUUGAAGAAUCGGGACUCGAGUAACGCAAACGAUGCGAACAGAUCGGAUCAUCAUGCCGCAACUGGUUAUUGGAAUGGAGUUAUAGGUGGAGGAGGAUCAUGGUAAGAAAAUUAAUUAAAUUAGUACACAAUAUUAUUAUUUAGUAUUCCAUGAGAAUUAUAUCUAUAUUUAUAUAAAUUUUUAUUUUUAUUUUUUAAAGAGGAUUAUGUCUUGUGAUGGGGGUGAUAUGUGCUUGUUUAAUUUGGAUGGUGAUCAGAAAAAAAACUAACUUAUAUAUAUUUAGGGUUUUAUCUAUGGUUAUUUUUUUAAGGUUUAAUUAUGUUUUAUUACCUUCGAUCGUGUCAUUGUUGGAGUAAUUAGAAGCUCGAUUAUAGAUCGGAGGAGAUCGACGAAGAAGUGAUUGAUUAAGCCCGGAUUUUUUAAGGGCAAAAAAAGAGAGAGCUGUUAAUUAAGUGUCAUUUAUUAAUAAUGUAAACGACUGGAUUUGUAUUUUGAGAUAUAUAUACAUAUAUAUGUGUUGUUUUA
Molecule: messenger RNA, 1435 nt
Organism: Erythranthe guttata (spotted monkey flower)
Lineage: Eukaryota; Viridiplantae; Streptophyta; Magnoliopsida; Lamiales; Phrymaceae
Product: dof zinc finger protein DOF2.5
Biological process (GO): regulation of DNA-templated transcription
Molecular function (GO): DNA-binding transcription factor activity; DNA binding
Source: RefSeq, a predicted model, not a curated record